GCGGCUCCGCGCGGAGAAGGACCUGCUCAUCCUCGAGAUGCACCGCGGCAGCCAGGCGCCCACGACAUGGGCCACCUGCAAGCGCUGCAAAGAGUGGUCGUGGCACUCGACGCUCGAGAAGAACGACUACUGGUGCAGCUGCGGAGCCCGCGUCGCCAGGCCCAAGAAGGGAGGCGGCCACGACUCCAGCAGCGGCAGCGGACGGUGGCGACAGCAACCCAUCGGCAACAGCGGAGGCGCGAGCUCAGCUGCUGGAGGCCGAGGUCGCUGGCAGGACAACGCCGCCGCCUCCCCCGCCCCCCCCACCGAGCAGGGCGUCGCCAAGCUCGCCACAGCGCUGCGGACGGUGACAGAGUCCAUCGGCACGCUGAAGCUGGCCAACGGCGAGGACAUCGCGAAGCAGCUGACGCACGCGGCCGACGCGCUCAACGUCCCCGAGAAGAAGAAGCCGCCCAAGUCCAAGGCGGUGCGCCUAGCGGAGGCAGCGAAGGCGCUCGACUCCGCGACCCGCACCUACAAGUUGCAGGAGAGCGCGGACGCAGUCGUCAGCGCCGAGGCCGAGAUCGAGGCCAUCCAGAACGAGGGCAAGCAGAAGGCGCCGAAGAGCAUCCUCGAACAGCUGCUGGACACGGACGCCGACCUGCUCUCGCCCAGCGACGUGCAGAUCGCCGAGGUCGAGGCCGAGUUCCGCCAGGACGAAAACCUCGACGCCGAGGGCAAGAAGGCCGUGGGCGAGGCCAAGAGACAGGUGCUCGAGCAGCUGCAGCGCAACACCAGGAAGUUCGCGGGCCAGCUGAAGCAGCACCUCCAGGCCGCCAAGACCAAGGCCGAGCAGGAGCGGGCCGAGAUCCAGCAGGCCUACAAGAAGCGGAAGGCGGAUCAGCAUGCGACGGGACAGGCCGCAGACGCGCCGACCGCAGGGCGCGGUGGGAGACGGCAGUUUGGCGACGACUCCCACCACGAGCGCCACAUAUUUAGCGCCAGCGUCACGACCUGGGGCCCCGCGGUGUUGAGCUGGCCAAGACGAGACGGAGUGCGGCAGCCCUACGACGUCUACGCCAUCCAGGAGACCCGCCUGCCCCAGGCCCAGCUCGCGGACACGGAGCACUCUCUGCAGUGGAUGGGCUUCUCAGCAGUGUUCACCGCGGCGCGCGCCAGCACGAGCAGCCCCAGUGGAACUUGCGGAGGCACGGGGGUCCGCACCAAGGGCCACCCCAAGGCAACGACACACCGACAUCCGGGAGAGCGUACCAACGUCUCGGACGCCACCACCUACGACGCCGGCGACACCCGCGCCACUUACCGCAUGUGCGACUGGACGCCAGUCACUCUGCACCUGCGAG
Messenger RNA from Prorocentrum cordatum, 1343 nucleotides. NCBI's taxonomy places the organism in Eukaryota, Dinophyceae, Prorocentrales, Prorocentraceae. The record is from the annotation of a GenBank genome assembly.